This is a messenger RNA of Stegodyphus dumicola, 11831 nucleotides long. Its product is annotated as fatty acid synthase-like. The record is from RefSeq and is a predicted model, not a curated record. NCBI's taxonomy places the organism in Eukaryota, Metazoa, Arthropoda, Arachnida, Araneae, Eresidae. Gene Ontology annotation, biological process: fatty acid biosynthetic process. Gene Ontology annotation, molecular function: fatty acid synthase activity; phosphopantetheine binding; 3-oxoacyl-[acyl-carrier-protein] synthase activity.
GCUUUGCUGACAAAGAAAGACCUAAUGCUGUUUUCUGAUGAGCGCUAUGAAAAAGGGGCUUGUGCUAUGCCACACUCUUCAGUAGGCCUUGUAAAAAAUCUGGACAAAUUCGAUGCUCAGUUUUUUCAUUUGACUAAUUCAACAGCCGAUUAUGUGGAACCUCAGCAAAGGAAAGUUUUAGAAGUUACUUACGAAGCUAUUUUUGACUCAGAGGAGCCAAUAUCGGUGUUUACAAUGCGACGACCUGUGAUGAUGCAAAAAGAAAUCAUGAAGGAUGAAAGGGUUCUAAAAAAACAUAUAUGUAUAAGUAUAGGACGAUACAUGAAUGCGAACAGAAUUUCAUUCGCCUUUGACUUUCAUGGGCCAAGUUUUUCGAUAGAUGCCGCUUGUGCUUCCUCUGCACUUGCCCUCUGGAAUGCAUUCCAUGACAUUCGGAAUGGUCGUAUUGAUGCUGCUAUCGUGAAUGGAUGCCAGUUAUGUUUAUCGCCUAUUAUGUCCAUUGGGUAUAUGAAGAGUGGAAUGUGCUCUGAAAAUGCUAAAUGUAUACCUUUUGAUGCAAAAGCUGAAGGCAUUGUCCGUUGCGAAAGCAUCUGUGCAUUGUUCUUGCAGAAAGCAUCAGUUGCUCGAAGGGUGUACGCCACAGUGUCAUAUGUAUCAACUAGAACAACAGGAGCUGUUGCUGAAGGUAUUUCCGUGCCUUCCUAUAAAGAGGAGGUACAACUUUUUCAAGAUUGUUUGAAAGGUGCUGGAAUUACUCCUCAGGAUGUAGAUUUCGUAGAAGCUCACGGAACUGGAACAGUAGUCGGUGAUCCCAUCGAAUUGAAUGCGAUUUCAUCAGUUUAUUGCGAAGGAAGACAAAAGCCUCUUCUCAUUGGAACUAUAAAGGGGAACGUUGGUCAUACAGAGGCUUCUUCAGGUAUUUGUGGCAUCUUGAAAGGUAUCAUAAGUUUUGAAACUGGUUUGAUUCCUCCAAAUUAUGAAUAUAAUACUCCCAACCCGCACUGUCCAGCUUUAGUUGACGGUCGAAUUGUAGUUGUGACUGAACCAGUUCCCCUUACGAAACCAUAUAUUCCCGUCAACUGCUUUGGCUUCGGUGGAUCUAUAGUACAAACUAUACUGAAGCAGAACCCCAUCGAAUCCACUAGAAGACCAGAAAAGCGAGUUUUGCCCAGCCUAGUGCUCUAUCCAGCAACCACAGAGGAAGGAGUGCUUUUCAUGUUCAAUUACAUAAAAGAAAAUCCAAAUCUCAAUGCUGAAUUUUUUGCUUUACUGAAUAAACUGUCUUUCACACCAACUUUAGUGAAACCUUUCCGUGGAUAUGCACUUUACGAAAAUGAAAAGGAACCAAUUAUACAAGUAAAAAAUGCAUUGAGCGAAAAGAGACAAGUAUGGUUUGUGUUGACUGGUAUGGGAUGCCAAUGGCCAGGCAUGGGUCUCCAGCUAAUGGGAAUCAGUGCCUUUGCUGAAUCGAUGAAGAAAUCGGCUGCUGCUGUACUGAAACCUUAUGGUGUCGAUGUUUUCGAAUUCCUAAGGCCAGAUAAAAAUGAUUUGCUAGUUGAAAGAUCUAUUACACCAGCUUUCGUUUCGAUAGUUGCCAUUCAGAUCGCCCUUAUCGAUGUGCUCAAAUCUCUUGAUAUCCACCCGGAUGGAAUUGUUGGACACAGUACAGGAGAGUUAGUAUGUGCAUAUGCUGAUGGCUGUUGCACAGCUAAGCAGACAAUUCUUUCUGCUUAUUGGAGAGGCAUCGCUGUCGAGAGAUCAAGCCUUCCAACAGGUGCAAUGGCUGCUGUUGGUUUAACAUGGGACGAGGCCGUAAAUAAGUGUCCAGAAAAUGUGUAUCCUGCAUGUGAUAACGCUUCAGAUUCUGUCACUAUUUCUGGAUUGAAAGAACCCGUGGAGAAGUUUGUUGAGCAGUUAAAAAGUGAAAACAUUUUCGCUCGUGUCGUCGAUGCCUAUGGCUAUGCUUUCCAUUGCAAAUUGGUGUGUCCAGCAAAGACAAUUUUAUAUGCUGCCUUGGAGAAACUUAUUCCUGAUCCGAAACCCCGAACAGAGCGGUGGAUUAGUUCUAGUUUUUCAGAAGAAGAGUGGGACUUACCAGAAUGCAAGAUGGCGGGUCCGGAAUAUUUUAUUCAUAACCUCACUUCCAGUGUGCGUUUCAAAGAUGCAUUAAGCAAGAUACCUUCCGAUGCCAUCACUAUCGAAAUCGGACCACAUUUCUUACUUCAAGCUAUACUUAAAAGGGCUAUUGGCUCUAAUGCUGCUUAUAUCGGUUUGAUGAAACGAAAAGAAGAAAACAACCUGAACUUUUUCUUAGAAUCACUGGGAAAAUUUAAUCAAGUGGACCAUUCUCAUUCUUUCUCUGUACCGAAGUGGGCGCCUUCAUCUACAACUUUUAUUCAUAGAUUUGAUUUACAGAAUGCAGAUAGCUAUCUGAUGGAUCACAAGCUGGAUGGAAGAUCUUUGUUUCUGGCUACGGGUUACAUAUACUUGGCCUGGAAAGCUUUAGCGGAGAAGCAUAAAAAAUCAAUAGACGAGAUCCCAGUCGAUGAAAAUUUUAAAAUUAGAAGAGCCACAGUUUUGAAUCCAUCAAAGAUUCUGAAUUUCGAAAUUAACUUGCUGGAUAUAAGCGGCAAUUUCGAAAUCAUGGAAGGCCAAUCUCUUGUUGCUUUCGGUAAGGUAUAUGUUCCUCCAAAUCCAGAAAUAAUUGAUGUUUCACCGGAUCUUGGAGAGACAUCUCGUCUUCCAGGAGAACAAGUAUACAACGAGCUCAAACUGCGUGGAUACGACGGCCCUGAAUUCAGAGGAGUUAUGGAAAUGAAUAUUGACGGUAAUAUUUCGUAUAUCCCAUUAUUUUCUUGUUUUGCUGCUUUGCUUUGUAUGUGUGACAGUGUCGUGAGCUGGCUAGAUGAUCAAUGGCGAACUGGAGGUCUUGCAUCUUGGAAUGAAAAAUGGAUUCCUUUCUUAGAUUCACUCCUUCUUUUCUCUGGAGUAUUAACGCAGAACGAAGCAUUCUGUCUACCAACUGCUAUUUUGUCCUUUAAAAUUAAUCCAAAUUUUUUCAAAGAAAAAAUCGCUGAAAACAAAGAGAAUGAAAUCAAAGGUGUUUCUGUUACAUACGAUGCAAAUAUGAGGAGAUGCCGCUGUGCUGGAAUCGAAAUUACAGAACUCUCUGCUGAUAUGGCCACACGUCGUCUGAAUAUAAUUGAACCCAUUCUAGAACAAUAUAGAUUUAUUCCUUAUGUAAAUGUCUACACUCCUUCUGAAGAACACCGGAAACAAAUACUGCAAUAUAAAAAUUCCUGCAAUGCUGUCAUCGAUAAAUUAGGCGAAGUUUUAAGUAAAUGUAUCUUAUUCCAAAUUUCACAAGAAAAUGAUACCAUAAAUAAUAUAAACAAAGACAGUGAAAAUGAUCUUUCGGAAAUUCCUCAGGAAGAACAACAGUUAUUAACAAUUCUUCAACAAAUUUCAGAAAGUGAUAAAAUAAAUAAUCUGAUUGAAAAAAGAGCAGAAUUUAUUUCAUCAUAUUUGAAAGGUCUUGGAGAAGAUUUCUUAAACAAAAUAUUGUUGAAUCAAUGCUCGAUGAGAAUCAUGUUUGAUAUCAUUUCGGAGAAUAGUUUCAGGAGAAUAAAUCUGUUAGAAGUGAAUUUCGGAACAGCUUGUGUGUUACCUAUUAUAAUAGAACUCACCAAAGACUAUCCUGAUGUCAGAUUUAAAAGUAGUAUUGUAUCCCCAUUCCCAGUAAAAAUGGAUUCUGAUUUUAUAGAAAGUCAUCAGAUUCAAGUUUACGACAUUGGAGCCUUAGCAAAUUUCUCGAAUGAAAAGAGCCACGAUGUCGUGAUCGGUUCAUUCUUGAAAGGUUCACAACAAGAUCUUCAAGAUCUCAUCAGUUCUUUAUCUUCUGUUCUGAAACCUAAUGGAUUUAUCUUCCUUUAUCAUAAGACAGAAUUUUCAGCACCAGAAAAGUUCCUUUCCACUUUAUGCGGCCAAGAAAUCCAAACACAAUCGGAGGUAGAACUUAAUAAAAUCUUGUUAGAAAAUAACUUGGUGAUCAUAAGUAAAAUUUCGUAUUCUUUAUGUGGAUCACUGUAUUUACUUCGCCAUCCAUCAAAUGCUAAUGAACAUAAAAUUUUGACCAUCUCAGAAAACAGCAAUUUUCAGUGGGUUGAAGAACUGAAGUUACAUCUGGCUGACGAUAAUUCAGGCACAAUAUGGUUAGCAUGUGAAGAAUAUGCCACAAGCGGCACAAUCGGCAUGGUAAAUUGCUUGAAGCAUGAACCAGGUGGAGAGCGAGUCAGAUGUGUUUUCAUAGAGCAGCCAGCUAAGGGGCCACAGCUGCCCCCGUUCAGCUUAGACGAACCCUUUUACGAUCAUAUUGUAAAAAAGAACUUGCUCAUGAAUGUAUGGAAGAAUGGAUCAUGGGGAUCUUUCAGGCACUUACGAAUUCAUGGAGGAAAACCACUGGACCCUGUCGAACACAGCUUCGCCAUAUGUGCCAAAACAGGGGAUCUUUCUUCAUUUGAAUGGAGGGAAUCUCAUAUAAAAUACACUAAGCUUCGCCCAGAUCAAACGUUUCACGUGUACUACUCUGCUUUGAAUUUCCGAGAUAUCAUGAUCGCUUCUGGAAAACUUUCUACUGAAAUUGGAAAGGAUCCAGAUGGUAGAGAUGACGUUGUAGUAGGUAUCGAGUGCUCUGGAAAAGAUUCAGACGGCCGCAGAUUGGCUGGCCUUGUCCGAAACCGAGGUAUCGGAACAGCGAAUAAAGUAGAAAGUUUAAUUUCACUUGAAGUGCCAGAUAACUGGACUUUAGAAGAGGCUGCCACUAUCCCAGUGGUCUACAUGACAUGUUAUUAUGCCCUGAUAACACGUGCAAGACUUCAGCCAGGGGAAAGCAUUUUAAUUCACUCGGGAACAGGAGGUAUAGGUUUUGCCGCAAUUUGUAUUGCAUUGAGCAUGCAGUGCGAGAUAUUUACCACAGUGGGUACCGAAGAGAAAAAGGAAUAUUUGAAGAAAACGUUUCCACAAAUCAAAUAAGAAAAUAUUGGUUGCUCACGUGAUUUGUCAUUUGAGGUCAUGGUUAAGACCAGAACAGCAGGAAAAGGUGUGGAUGUUGUUUUAAACUCACUUGCGGAUGAUAAAUUUUUGGCGAGUAUCCGUUGUGUAGCAAAGCAUGGAAGAUUCGUAGAGCUUGGGAAGUAUGAUUUAUCCUUGGACCGAGAGAUUGGUUUGAAGCGCUUUUUAGACAAUAUUACAUUCCAUGGUGUGUUCAUCGAUCGUUUCUUAUACGACCUACAGAAUACAAAAUAUUUCAUAGAAUUAAAUCGAUUAAUGCAAGAAGGCAUGAAAAAUGGAGUUGUCAGACCUCUUGAUCGAACGGUAUUCGAACGAGAAGAAGUAGAGAAAGCCUUCAGAUACAUGGCUGGAGGAACGCAUAUUGGAAAAAUAUUAAUCAAAAUACGAGAUGAAGAAAAGGAAAGAUUCGUAAAGCCUAAAAUAUUAAAAUUGCCUGCCAUACCUUACACCCAAUUUUACGACACCAAAGUGUACAUCAUUAUUGGCGGCCUUGGAGGAUUUGGAAUUGAGCUCACGAAGUGGAUGAUUAAAAGAGGUGCACAAAAAAUAAUUUUGACAUCUAGAUAUGGAGCCAGAACUCCCUAUCAUUUCUUGUGCUUGAAGAGAUGGAAAGAAAAAGGUUGUUUAGUUCAAGUAUCCCAGCUGAACGUCGUCAAAAAGGACGAAGCUAAAAAAUUGCUGGAAUUGGCUUCCCAGAUCGGCCCAGUUGGCGGAAUAUUCAAUUCUGCUGUUGUUUUGAAAGAUGCUUUUAUGGAGAACCAAACGGCGCCCGACUUCCAAGACGUCAGCGCUCCAAAAGCUGAAGCAACAAAAAAUUUGGACGAACUGUCUCGGAAAUUUUGUCCGGAUUUGGAUUACUUCGUGUGCUUUUCUUCCAUCAGCUGCGGUCGUGGCAAUGCCGGACAAACAAAUUAUGGCUACGCUAAUUCAGCCAUGGAAAGAGUUUGUGAGAAAAGGUCCAGCAUGGGAUAUCAUGGUUUGGCCAUUCAGUGGGGUAUUAUUGGUGAAGUGGGUGUGGUAUACACUGGAUACUUUCUGCAAGCUCAAAUACCAGUUGUGAGCAGCUAUGUUACAACAGGCUCAUCCCAAAUCAAAGCACAAGGAGAUGUCUUGUCACAGAUUGCUAAAAUGUUGGGAAUGAAGGACUUAUCAGAAUUAAACAACUUCCGAAGCUUUGGUGAGAUGGGUAUUGAUUCUUUGAUCGGAAUUGAAAUAAAAAACUUGCUAGAAUCCGCUUGUGAUGUCACACUAACAAUGCAAGAAAUUCGAGAGAUGAAAUUUGAUGAUGUCAAACUUCUCCUGGAAAAUGCAGAAAAGGCGAAGGAAAGUUCUGGCAAUAAAUCGACAACUCUAGUGACCACUGCUCAAGUAAACCUUCCAGCACUCACUGUCCAUACCGAACCUGUUAUUCCUCUCAACCAUGCAGCUACAGGAAAGCCAGUUUUUAUAGUCACAGUAGGAAACGGAGAUUUGGAGCAAAUGCAUGCAUUAGGAAAGAGCAUUAAUAAUCCCGCAUUUGCCCUGGUUUGGACGAAGGACAUUCCAUCUGCGGACAUGGAAGCUCUUUGCACGUGGUAUUUAAAUAAAAUCAAAGAACUAAAAAAUGAGCCUCUUCACCUGGUGGGAUUUUCAACAGGUGGAAGCAUAGCAUUUGAAAUGGCGCUUCAGAGUGAAAACGCAGGUGUAGACGUAAAGAAUCUGACUCUCCUGGAUGGUUCAUCAGAUCUCCGAAAUAAUCUUAGCAACGAAAACCAAAAAGGAAUUUCAGAAGUUGACAUUUUAUGUAAAUUUGUAGAGCAAAUUUCUCCUGCUGGAAUCCUUAAACUUAGAGAAGAUUUAGAAAAUGCAGAACAUUUUGAUCAGUGCGUCAAAAUCGUUUCUAAUCAUCUAACAACAAUUUCUACUCAUCCCGUAAAAGCAAGUGAUUUGGCAGAUGUGAUUGAAGCUCAUGUAGCAAAAACAAAACUCAACCAAUCUUAUGUUCCUCAGCAGAAACUGAAGCAAGAUCUGCAUUUAAUUGAAGAUUCUAAUCGCAUACUGUCCAACGAUAUUAAAGAAGUAAAAGCUCUCUUUUCCGAGGUAUGCAGUGGCAAGAUUUUCAUUUACAGAACGUAUGGCUGUGAUGAUUUAUCAAAUGAAGAAAAUAUUCCAAAAGUUGUAAAUGUUUUUGAUGCAAUACUUAAAUGAAUGAUAUACUUAUAAAUAAAACAGAUAUUGAGAAUAAAAGAAUUUUUGGAGAAUUUAACUUUUAUUCCUUUUUAUUCAUUUGUCUCGAUACAACAUGCAUUUAGUCUUAUAAUUACAUCCAUCAUAUAUAUAUAAAAAUUAAACAUAAAACUCUUUCUACUACAGUCAUAAUUAAAACAUAUUCCUCCUCAAAAAUUGUAAAGGAACAGAUAUAAAAACUUUAUUUUGUUUUCCUAUCUGAUUGUAAUUUACAUUCAUUUUCAUACAUAUAUAUGUAUGUAGCUAAAAAUGCAAUAACGCUUUAAGGAAAAUGUUUGAGGUGUUAAUAGAUUAAAUGUCAAAAACUUAUACGCCAACUGUUGAGGAAAAUUCAAUAAAUCAGUUUUUUCAAAAAAAAAGUGUUCAACAUCUUUUUGCAUAUAAAUUCAAAUUGAAAAAUAUUUUUAACAAAAGAAUUUCUUUGUUCAAUUGUUAGAUUACGAUUCAAAAGUAAUGAAACCGUAUGCAACUCAUGUGCUUUUAGUAUUUUGAAACACAAAUUACAUAUAUGAAGAUGAUUUUGGCAUACCAUAUGCAACAAAAUUAUAAAUUAAUAAAUAAUAUAUAAAAGUUAAUCACUAAGAAACACUAGUGAAUGAUACGAAAACAAUCAUAUCUCGAAUUAUCCUAAAUGACUUUUUUUUUCUCUCAGGAAAGGCUAUAAAAUUUUAUUUUGGGUACUCAAAAAAUCUGCAAAAAUCAAAAACUUUGAUUAAAUACUUUUCCAAAAUUGACCAUUAUUCUUAAAUAAUAGUAAAUUUUUGUUGUAGAUGUCAAACAUUUUGUGUUUUGCCUUUUUAGAAUGAAUUUUUACUAUGCAUAACUUCAGGAAUCGCAGGGCCAUACAAAAAUUAAGAUAAAAAAAAUAGAUUUCGUAAAAAUUAGUUUACUUUCAAAAGUACCAAAACAUGAGUAUUCGCUUCAGUUAAACCAUUCUUUUUUUAGAUGUAAAUAUACGUCUAGGAUCAACAGUUGUGAAAAUAAGGGCCGCUUAACAUUUAAAGGCAUAGUGUACGUUACACUUCAUCUGGGUGGAAUUUGCUAAUUGCAACUAUAUUUUUGAAAGUAUAAAUUAUUAUCUGCUAUUAACAGCUUUGUUUUCAUGCAAAAUGGUGCUUUUAAAGAAGCAAUGGAUAGAAGGCUACGUUUGUGCUCUUUCCAAAGAAAAUUAUUUGUAGUUGUUAAAAACGCUGUGAAAGCCAUGAUUUUUCGAUAUCUAAAGGUACGAUAGGUAAUAUUGUUAACAAGAAAGGGAAAAAACAUCAAAGCUUGGCUUUCAAGUGAUAAAUUUGUUCCAAAUACAUAUAUCCAAAGUAAAUAAGAAAUGUUUCGAAUGUUUCAAUGGUAAGAUCAGACGUUAAAAGAAAAUCCACCAAGUCAAAGGACAGUUACAAAAUCAUUAAAAUGCUCAGUGUCAACUGUAGAAAAAGUUAUUAAUGCUGAUUUGAAACUUAAAAAUGCAAAAAACAACCUGCAUAGUCUUUCUCCAUGACAUAUCGCCGAACGCACUACGGAAUUCUUUAUGAUGAACAUUUAGCUGGAUAAAAUUAGAAAAAUGUCACAAUAGAUGAAUUUCGGUGUAUUUAACUGACUGCAAUAGAGAGAUCUAUUUAUUAUCAUCAAAGAGGAGGGAAAAAAAGUCUUAAAACGCUUUAGUGCACACCGUGAAAUUCAAGGCAGCCCAGCAAGCAACUUAGAGAGAACACCACCCAAUCAGUUCAGGAGUGACUGCUUGUAUAGGCAGAUCAGUGCCAUAAGGCGGAGUAGGAGUGAUAAGAAACCGACUCAAAAAUGCUGGAACUGCAGUGAUGAAGACCACGUAUGAAAGAAAUGCAGAACAUCUUAAAAGUAAAACCAGAUAGGUAUACAAUGAAAUUUUUUCUAUAAUUAAUGACGAUUUAUGCUAAAAUUAUGUAGCAUCAUUUUAGUCAUCAAUGUCACAAAACGUUCUCUUGACAUGAUUGAUUAGUUUACUUAGUCAUUCAAUUAAUUUCAGACUGCAUUAUUCUUACAUGAUAUACUGAAAUAAAGACUUGCUUUGAACAUGUACUACAAAGGAUAAAAUUAUGACACUAUUUUGGUUUAAAAAAUAGUAAAUGACUGAUUUUGGAAUUUACUGAUAAAAUGUUACCUCUUCGAUAACUAACCCUAUAUUAUUUGCCCUAUAUUUGGACCUCAGAAAACAGAUCGGCACAGCUACAGAAUGCAUUUUCUCUUAUGGUAACCUUUCCGAACUUUUCUUUCUAUUUAAAUAACUAUACCAUAAUAAAAAAUUGCCAUCAAAUUCUCCUACGAUCAGAGGGAAAGGGACAGAAUAAAUAUUAACUCUUUCAUAUAUGCCAAUAUAUUAUCAUGUGCUCAUUCAUUUUUUUGUUAUGCCUCAUUAUUACUGCACUCUUAUCUUACACACAUAAUCCCUUUCUUCCUGUAACAAGCAAAGUGUUGACUACUUUAUUUCAAAAAUUUCCAUUAAUUUCAUACAUUUAUCACAUAAGAGCAAGUUCUCAAAGUAUGUAUUUUUUAUUGCUAUCACAAUUGCACAGUAAUAUUAAAUGAAAGGGAAAGUCAUUUGAAUGCUGUGACAGCUUUCAUAAAUUAAACAACUAAUAGUGUAAAUGUCCUUACCAGAAAUUUAAAGUGCUACUCCAGUAAUUACCACUAAUGAUAAAGGUAAAAUAGCCUUACAGUUAUUAAAGUAUAUAUGACAGAAAUUUUUCAAAUGCAGAAAUUUCAACUCCUCUUAGUAGAUUAGAACUAAAUCUGAAAUAUUUCAAUGUAAACACAAAGAUUUAUUUCAUCCACUCAAAGUUCUAUUUCAGAAACAGAUUUAUAGAAGUCUUUAUUCAUAUACCAAAAUAGCCUUAAUUUCAAACCUUCCACCCCCCUAGAAUAUAUGCUUAAAGAAUACUGCCAAGCCAAUGCAUUUUAGAAAUUUUACUUUAUUACAUAAAUACUUAUUUCACAUAUAAAAAACUUUCUAUAAUAAUCAAUACUGUAGUUACACACAUUAUUACUGCUGAGGAGUAAACUCUUUUACCAAACACUUAAUCACUGAAUACUGACAGUUAUCUGGAAUCUAAUCUUGGCAAACAAACUGCCAGCACAUUUUCUCCAUACGUUCCAUAAAAGGCUUAUCCAGAAGGCAUACCAUACGUUUCAUAAAAGGCUUAACCAGAAGAAACUUCACAUGAAAUCAAAUACAUUUUUUUUAAAUUUUGGAGAACAGACAACCACAAAGAAAACAAAGUCCAAAAAAUUGAAGGUGGAGACCAAAGAGAAACAACAGAAACUUAGAGAAUUUAUAAACAAACUUAAAACACAAAAUUUCCAUUUAACAUAUAAUCUAAAAAGGUACUUGAAAAUUUUAUAAAAUUAUGAUGAUGAAAAUAGUCAGGUACCUGUAAUUUAUAAGGAACUAUCUGCCUAGAAGAAAUGCUUUUAUGGGAAAAAUCUGUAAGAGAAUUUGGAUUAUGGUACUGUAAGAAUAACUUUAAAAGCCUCACGGUAGUUUGUUUGCCAACUCAGUAAGAGCUACUAGCAUCAGCAGUCAUCCAUAAAGUAGAUCUCAAAUGUGAUUAGCUGCAGAGGUAGCAAUCAAACUAGUGUAUAAUAAGUGUUAAUGGUGGAAUAUAGUACAUCGCUUGAAAUAUUUUUAAAAUUUGGUUUGAUUCUAGUAAUAAAAUUUCUAGAUUUGCAUGUUUAUGAUUUGGAAAAUUUUUUUAAAGUCUCAUUAAAACAACCAUCUGAAACCACUAUUUCACUACUAUCGGUUAUAAAUCAGUUAAAAGAAUGAUAGUCAAAUACAAUAAAUUACAAUUUAUUUAGAAUAAAACAUAAUUUUCAUUUCGUACCUAGAAUUUAGAUUAUGAUCUUCAUUUACUUUAUUGCUUAUAUAAUAAAAUUUCUCAUCUUCAUAUGUAUUAAGUAUUUGAUAUAAAAAAUGCUAAAAUAUUCAAGCUGUAUUCACUGUGAUAUUUCCAGAAUGAAAACAUUUCAGUAAGAUGCUAAGCUAAUACACAGUUGAUUGUUUUCCAUUUCUUUCUUUCUACUUGCCCCUCAAUCUUCAAAACUGUUUAUCUGUCUAUCAAGAAAUUUAUAAAGAUUUGGGAAGCAAGAGCAAACAAUCUCUAAUGACAGAUUUUUUAAAACAUUAAAUCUACUGGAAGUGCAGUGGACCCUGUCAAUGAAACAAGUUCAGAUCUUGAAAUAAGGCAAAUAAAAUGUUCUUGAACAACUACAAUAAGUGACGAUGAGGAAAAAUUUAUGAGCAUAACAUUUUGAUUUUCACAUGAAAUUAUAAUCUCUUUAGUUUUUAUAUGAUGUUGAAUUUUAUUUAAGUUUUUUAUGAAAUGGUUUUAAGUACGCGAAUUAAAAAAUGAUGAAAAUGUUACCCUAUGAAAAGGCAGUUUUACUCUUUUUAGAACUGAAUCCCAGUUUUUAAGUUGGUGCCUCUUGUAAUGCGAUUUCCCACAACACUGUAUGUUCAAAGAACGUUAUCUACCACGCUCUAGGAGGACUACUUAUAUAUGAUUGUU